AUGGAAAACGUGUUCGACAACAAGAAGGAGCUGUUCCUCGGGAUGCGCGUGUUCAGCUGCGCUUUCGGCGAUGAGAAAGUGGUUAGCGGCGGGGACGGGGUCAGCGGUGUGGAUGGGGCCAGCGGUGCGGAUGGGGCAGAUGACGAGUCCAGCUCCUCCGCCACGCAGCCGGACAACCAAGUGGCGGACGAAAACCUAAUCAGGUACCUCUUCAACGAGCAGAAAAAUAUAAAGGUAGGCACGGUGCGCUUCAUCGGCACGCUCAAGAAUCACCCGCAUCCGAACACGACGUUUUACGGCAUCGAAUGGGACAACAAAACGGAGGGAAAGAACUUUGGAGAUUUCAAGAACGACGUGUACUUCUUCCCCGUAGACCUACUCACAAGGGAGAGAACAAAGAGGUGCUACAACGUGGGCGAGCACACAGUGGACGAGCACACAGUGGACGAGAACCCAUUGGACGAGCACCCAUUGGGCGAUCACCUAUUGGGAGAGCACCCAUUGGGCGAUCACCUAUUGGGAGAGCACCCAUUGGGAGAGCACCCAUUGGACGAGCACCCAUUGGGCGAGAACCCAUUGGACGAGAACCCAUUGGACGAGAACCCAUUGGACGAGAACCCAUUGGACGAGAACCCAUUGCGCAUGCCGAUCGAGAGAAACAAAAAACUUGUAGAAGAACUUCGUUCCUGUAAGAGGCACCUUAAGCCGUGCUCAUUCCUGCCAAUGGAAAAAAUACACGUAGGGUUAACCUUUUUUCAAGCCCUACAUUUUCGAUACAAAUAUUUCUUCACGGAUUCUGAUCUGUACGUAGAGGAUUAUCAAACGAAGAAGACCAAAAGGGUUCAAUUUAGUGGAGUCACAGAAGCAAGAAAGUAUUUCCAAAAUUUUUAUCAACUCACAAACAUAACUCUAAAUAAAUACUUAAUAUACACCUGUGGAUCACAUGACAGGAUAGUGUUUCAUCAGCUACGUAGCUUGUCUCUCUGUGGGAAUCUCAUAAGCCAAUGGAGGGAUAUCUUUCAUAUUGUUAGCUUGGCGAAGGAGCUGUCCUACCUGAACGUGUCAGACAAUAAAAUGUCAAAGUUGAGUCUCGAGUCGGUACUGUGCUGCUACCUCUCUGACUGCCUGUGUGGUGGUGGGAGUGCAGAUAAAGAGAGACAACAUCAGGAAGGUACAGUCGAAGCGGGGGGGGAUUCACUCAAAUGUAGCCACUGCAUGCAGGACCACCUAAUCCGAUUUGAACAAAUUAAAGAACUAUGUAUUGAUAACACGAUGAUCGAAUGGGAAGAUGUCCUAAUUUUGUCUUUUGUUUUUCCCAACAUGGAGACACUUAGCUUGAAAAAGAACUACCUCACGAGUAUCCGGAUGAAGGAUGUGGACCUUGUCAACUCACCGGUGCUUCUCCAGUACGUCCAACGGGACAAACGUGAAAAGGGGACUCCUGCCGAAACGCACAAUGGCUUUUCAUUUCGCGGCAUCGCGCAGCAAGGCGCACCUAGCGUGGAAUCGAACGUGUCGGCGAAGGAGACGGCCAGCGAGACGGCAAUCGAGGCGGCGGACAGCUCGACCAACGGGAUGACCAACGGGGUGACCAGCGCGGGGGAGGAGGCCGAGGGAGACAUACACACCUUUAAGAAGCUACACAAAAUCGUACUCAACGAUAACUACCUGCACGAUUACGAAGACCUGUUUUGCUUCAUCUGUCAGGUGAAAUCCAUUCGGGCUGUCUUCGUAAAGAGGAACAAAUUUGCGGACAGGGACGACUUAGUGACCCUCGCGGAGGGGGUAUGCUCAGUGAUGGGAAAGGAAGGGAAGCAGGGAGAGGAAGGCAAUCAGGGCGAGGAAGGCAAUCGGGGCGAGGAAGGCAAUCAGGGAGAUGAAGGCAAUCAGGGCGAGGAAGGCAAUCAGGGCGAGGAAGGCAAUCAGGGCGAGGAAGGCAAUCAGGGCGAGGGAAACGGCGGAGGGGAUCACCCCCCUCCUGACCGACUCCAACGGAUAAACAAAAAAUUCAGCCACCUGAAAGAGCUCCUGCUGGAUGAUAACAAAAUCAAGAACUACAAAACCUUGCGAGAUUUGUUCUACGUUUUUUACCACCUGGAGACGUUAAAUUACCAGAAGGGAAAAAAUAAUUUGAAGGCGAAGAAGGACCUCCGGUUCAUAUUCGUGGCCAUCCUCCCCAUGUUGAAAACACUGAAUCGGAGCUACAUAAACAAGAGCGAGCGGAUAAACUCGGAGCGCUUCUUCAUAUCUCUUUACCAGAAGGACGAUGUGGUCAGGGUGUUUAACGAGCCCGUGCUCGGCUGCCGCCACAGCGACCGUCUGGAGAGCCUGCACUACGAGGCCUUGCAGGACCAACCCAACGUCGAAACCUCCAAAGGCAUGCAGAGUAACCUCAUCAGUAUCACCAUCAUCCCGGAAUUUCUGAAUUCCAAAAAAUAUGAAAUCGUAAAGAAAAAGGUUAACAAGCACAUGAACGUAAAAGAUUUGAAGUACCUGUGUUCGCGUCUCUAUUCAGUCCCCCUCCCCAAAAUGCAGUUAUUUUACACGGACGAGAACAACCCUAUGUGUGUUGAAAUUGUGGAUAGCAACUCGAGUCUGUAUACCUACGGAAUUGACAACAACUCGAAGAUAAAAAUUCAGAUGGAGCAGUAG
Messenger RNA from Plasmodium cynomolgi strain B, 2652 nucleotides. RefSeq lists its product as hypothetical. The coding region runs from base 1 to 2652 and encodes 883 amino acids. NCBI's taxonomy places the organism in Eukaryota, Apicomplexa, Aconoidasida, Haemosporida, Plasmodiidae. Gene Ontology annotation, molecular function: protein binding. The record is from RefSeq and is a predicted model, not a curated record. The transcript is spliced from 3 exons.